UUCAUGCUCUCACCAGGAGAAGAAGAGAACCAUAGUGAAAUCCAAGAGAGUAAUAAUGAUGAACACCAGAGUCUUGCCAUCACCAACUACACCGGAGAGGCAAGAGAUGAUUUGAGUGCAUCAAUUAAUCGCUUCGUGGAGACUCUAAAUUACUUCAACUUGCGCAAUUUGGGGUACCCUAGUAAUCAAGAGUUGAAGUAUGAUGGAUUGGGAGCAUUGCUUAAUUAUCACAUAAACAAUGCAGGAGAUCCAUUUAAAGGGAGCAGCUUUGGUCUAAACUCAUCGGAAUUCGAAGUGUGCGUGCUUGAUUGGUUUGCAAAGUUAUGGGACAUACACAAGGGUCACUACUGGGGAUACGUCACUACCGGUGGGACUGAAGGAAAUCUUCAUGGCAUUUUAAUAGGGAGAGAGCAACUUCCAGAUGGAAUUCUAUAUACUUCACAGGAUUCACAUUAUUCAAUAUUCAAAAUAGCAAGAAUGUAUCGAAUGCAAUGCGUGAAGGUUGCCACUUUAAUCUCUGGUCAGAUUGAUUGCAAUCAUUUAAAGGCUUUACUACUUGCUCACAGGAAUAAGCCAGCCAUUAUCAAUCUUAACAUAGGGACAACUAUGAAAGGAGGAGUUGACGACCUUGAUCUUGUAAUACAGACACUUGAAGAAUGUGGUUUCACUUCUGAUCGAUUCUAUAUUCACUGCGAUGCAGCAUUGUUUGGAGUGAUGCUGCCUUUUCUCAAGAGAGCACCAAAGAUUACCUUCCAGAAAUCCAUUGGAAGUGUAACUAUUUCUGGCCAUAAGUUCUUGGGAUGUCCAAUUCCAUGUGGUGUUGUAAUAACUCGUUUGAAAUACAUCAAUAAUGCCCUAUCCAAGGAUGUUGAAAUCAUUGGUUCAAGGGAUGCUACAAUAACAGGUAGCCGUUGUGGACAUACCCCUAUCUUCCUUUGGUAUCGUCUCAAAAGCAAAGGAUUAAAAGGGCUCAAGAAAGACGUUGAGAAGUGCAUAAUGAAUGCAAGUUACUUACAUGGUCGAUUGCGUGGUGCUGGCAUUGGUGCAAUGUUGAAUGAGUUUAGUAACAUCGUUGUGUUUGAGAGGCCUCAAUUAAAUGAUGAUAAUGAUGACUUUACUCGUCGGUGGAGUUUGGCGUGCCAAGGGAAAAUUGCGCACGUUGUUGUCAUGCAGCACGUGACCACUAAAAUGCUUGACUCUUUUGUUAGUGAGUUUCUUCAGAAAAGGUUUCAGGCUCAGUGCAUUGCAGACCAUGUUGGUUCCUCAAAUUGUUCUUGUUCCAUGCAUGAUGGUUUUCUUCAUUGAGACUACUUAUGUGAGAUGAUGCAUUUUGUCAAUCCAACAAUUGAAUUUUAAUAUUUAUUAUGUACUACUUCUGUUAUAUAAAAUGGGGAUAUAACAGAAAUUUUAUGCACAAUUUUAUAGAGA
Arachis duranensis is the source of this 1428-nucleotide messenger RNA. RefSeq names its product serine decarboxylase. Gene Ontology annotation, molecular function: pyridoxal phosphate binding; carboxy-lyase activity. The record is from RefSeq and is a predicted model, not a curated record. The transcript is spliced from 6 exons. Gene Ontology annotation, biological process: carboxylic acid metabolic process. The coding region runs from base 4 to 1305 and encodes 433 amino acids. Lineage: Eukaryota; Viridiplantae; Streptophyta; Magnoliopsida; Fabales; Fabaceae.